UGGACACGAAUGAUGAGUGACACAUUUGGCAUGAACUUGUCUUGAGAAUUGGCAUUAGAGACAAACAAUUGUCUGGUCAAAUGUUGUUUAAAGUACGCUUGCGCCAAAGAGCUGGACUGUGCGCAUGGCUUCUGCUGUAGUUAAUACCCAUUAAUCGCUUACCUUAAAUCCGUGUAUAGCUUGUGGUUGUAUAGUCGUCGUUUUCGUCAUCGUCAUCGCCAUCCGCAACAUGAUGAUGAUCGGUUGAUCAUCUUUUAACUCUUGCCUCAAAGCUGCUGCUGGUUGUCCAGUAAUUCUGAAUUUUGUUUUACGUAUAAAUGCGUGCGAUGUUGACCAAAAGCUAACAGUUCUAAUUAGACUAUCGUCAGUCACAGUCGUGUGCAUACGAAUUCUCCCUCUCCUUUGUUUUGUAGCUUGAAUUAAAAAAUCUGUUGGAGCUUAAAAAAUACGCGAAAAAAACUUUACAAACAUUUAUCAAUCAUUCAAAAAAAGUGUGGAGGAAGAAAAAAGCUGCCAUCCAAAAUGAAAUUCGUUUUGGCGCUUGCCGCCCUCAUAGCUUGUGCUGGGGCUGAUGUCUCUCAUCUCAACACUUAUUUGCCACCACACACAGUAUCGGCUCAAUCGCGCACCGUUUCAUUCUCACCCUCCGCUGGAUACUCAGCCGGUAAUGCGGGAGGCAGCAGCGCCUUUACAUCAGGAAGUGGUAGCUUUUCCAGUGGCUCUGGAAAAACUGGAUUUUCUGCUGGUGGUGGUAGUGGUGGCUACUCUUCAGGAAAUCGUGGUUUCAACAGCGGCCGUUACAACUCUGGUGCCUAUCAACAACAAGCAGUAGCAGCUGCACCCGCAAGAGCUUCCUAUUCAAGUGGUGGCAAUGCAGGUGCUGCUACUGGUGGUUACAGCAGCGGUGCUUAUCAACAGCAAGCUGCAGCACCAGCUCGUGCUUCGUAUACUACUGGCGCUGGUUCCUCUUCAGCAUACUCUGCUCCAGCUAGUCAAUCUUUCACUACCACUUAUAACAGUCAAACUGGCUAUUCGACUGGGGCUAAACAGGCUUUCAGCGCUCCUGCAGCACAACAACAAACAUAUACAGCUCAAUCCUAUUCUGCUCCAGCUGCCCAAAGGACAUAUAGUGCCCCUGCUACCAGCCAACAAGCGUAUACAACUCAAACCUAUUCUGCACCUGCUGUGCAAAAGACUUAUUCCGCUGCUCCUGCUGCUCCAGUCGUUCAACAAACCUAUACUGCUCAGAAAACUUAUUCUGCCCCAGUAGUACAACAAACCUACAACACUCAAAAGACAUAUUCAGCUCCUGCCGCCCAACAGACUUACUCGGGGCCUGGAAAAUCCUAUACCAGCUAUCAGUCAUACACUGCUCCAGUUGCUGCUCAAAAGACUUAUUCAGCACCAGCUGCUCAAAGGGUUACUUAUUCUGCUCCAGCUGCACAGCAGACCUAUUCGGCUCCAACUGCCCAAAAGGUCACCUACUCGGCUCCAGUUGUACAACAAACUCAACAAACCAGCGCAGGCCCUGGUAAAUCCUAUACUAGCUAUCAGUCAUACACCUCUCCAGCUGCUCAAACGGUUCAACAGUAUAGAGCACCCACUGCACAAAAGGUUACCUAUAGUGCUCCAGCUCCAGCUCCACAAAAGGUGACCUAUUCAGGCAGUAGCCAACAAACCGCCGCCGCUGGUCCAGGUGCAGCCUACAAUAGUUACCAAACAUACACUGCCCCAGCAGCUCAAAAAGUAACCUACUCCUCUGGCGGCAGCGCUCAACAAGUUAGCACUGGUCCUGGCCAAAGCUACAACAGCUAUCAAUCUUAUACAGCUCCAGCUGCCCAGAAAGUGACCUAUUCCGCUGCUGCGCAACCAUUUAGCUCUAACACUGCCCAAUACUCAACUGGUCGUACUUUCCAACAGUCAGCCGCUGCUGGACCUGGUCAAGGUUACACUAGUUACCAAUCUUAUACCGCUCCAGCCUCACAAAAGGCAUCGUUCGCUGCAGGUGGUGGUAGUCAACAAGGCUACAGUGGCGCUGCAGCCCAGCAAACUGUUGCCGGUCCCGGUCAAUCCUACAAUAGCUAUCAAUCCUACACUGCCCCUGCUGCACAGAGAAAUACCUAUUCAGCUCAAAAGACUUAUAAUACAGCUGCCACCCAAUCGUACACAGCUCCUGCCAGCCAAAAAGCAACCUUCUCCGCUGGAGGUAGUGCUCAACAAACCUACGCUGGACCAGGUCAAGCCUACAACAGCUACCAAUCGUACACUGCCCCAGCAGCCCAAAAGGUUACCUACUCCGCGGCACCUGCUACUUCUUCGGGCUCUUAUAGAGCUCCUGCCUCACAGGCCUAUACCAGUGGAAGUUCUUAUCCAUCGUCGUCAUCAUCAUCAUCUUCAUCUAUCGACACAAAAUAUGCCGCCAAUGGUGGCUACAUCUAUUAAAAAUGUGAUUCUUCUACGGCGUCAAUCUGUCGACUAUUGGCGAUUAACGAAUUUGUUAAGUAACGAAAUUAAUUAAUUAGGACAUUGAAAUUAUUUUUCAUGCUACUCUUACUCUACGAAAUCUAUAGAAAAUUUUUGAAAAUUUGACAAAAAAAAUAUAGAUUAGAAAUAUUUUUCCAAAA
Stomoxys calcitrans (stable fly) is the source of this 2624-nucleotide messenger RNA. RefSeq names its product mucin-5AC. NCBI's taxonomy places the organism in Eukaryota, Metazoa, Arthropoda, Insecta, Diptera, Muscidae. The transcript is spliced from 2 exons. The record is from RefSeq and is a predicted model, not a curated record. Bases 523 to 2442 code for a protein of 639 amino acids.